UUCUCUUGCUCUUUCUUUUUGCUGUUCAAGUGAGCGCGUGGCACGUUGUUUCGCAGUGUUCCCGGUCCGGUGCAGUUGUAGUUGCAUAUACGCCAACGAUUUAGACGCCUUUCGAUUCCCCAAAAUCCAAUAAACAUGAAGAUCUACAAGGACAUCAUCACCGGUGACGAGAUGUUCGCCGACACCUACAAGAUGAAGCUGGUGGACGACGUGAUCUAUGAAGUGUACGGAAAGCUGAUCACCCGCCAAGGUGACGAUAUCGUUCUGGCCGGCGCUAACGCCUCCGCUGAGGAAGCCGACGAGGGCACCGAAAUCACAUCGGAGACUGGCGUUGAUGUUGUGCUAAACCACCGACUUCAGGAGUGCUUUGCUUUCGGCGACAAGAAGUCCUACACCCUCUAUCUAAAAGAUUAUAUGAAGAAGGUGUUGGCCAAGUUGGAGGAGAAGUCGCCUGACCAGGUAGAUGUCUUUAAGACCAAUAUGAACAAGGCCAUGAAGGACAUCCUCGGUCGUUUUAAGGAACUGCAGUUCUUCACCGGCGAAUCCAUGGACUGUGACGGCAUGGUGGCCCUAGUGGAAUACCGCGAAAUUAAUGGGGAUAGCGUUCCCGUGCUCAUGUUCUUCAAGCACGGUCUGGAGGAGGAAAAAUGCUAGAUGUGUCAUCAUCCCGCACCCCUCCCUAACGGAUCCUAUACUCAUGCAUACCUUCUACAUAUUUAUCAGAUGCUUAGUUACAAUUUUGAAAGUCUUAAAUUUAUGUUAAACGCUGACAAAAUGCCUGUCCCUCGAUCUGUGCGAUUUUAUUUCUAAUUUUUUGGCCGGAGCACUCAUAAAUUCGACGAAAUGUAUGUUUAUUGUUUAAUCACACCAAUCUAAACAACUGAAUUGCCCCAACUAUUGUAAUUAAAAUAAUAUUUUGAUAGCAACACCUUA
Drosophila eugracilis is the source of this 933-nucleotide messenger RNA. RefSeq names its product translationally-controlled tumor protein homolog (gene Tctp). Bases 136 to 654 code for a protein of 172 amino acids. NCBI's taxonomy places the organism in Eukaryota, Metazoa, Arthropoda, Insecta, Diptera, Drosophilidae. Gene Ontology annotation, molecular function: calcium ion binding. The transcript has a single exon. Gene Ontology annotation, cellular component: cytoplasm. The record is from RefSeq and is a predicted model, not a curated record.